Molecule: messenger RNA, 946 nt
Organism: Jatropha curcas
Lineage: Eukaryota; Viridiplantae; Streptophyta; Magnoliopsida; Malpighiales; Euphorbiaceae
Product: peptide methionine sulfoxide reductase
Biological process (GO): cellular response to oxidative stress
Cellular component (GO): cytoplasm
Molecular function (GO): peptide-methionine (S)-S-oxide reductase activity
Source: RefSeq, a predicted model, not a curated record
CAUUACCCAUAGCCAAACAAAUUAGUGAGUAGGAAAUUGUGGAUGAAAAAUGAUUUUGAAUUUUUGAUGAAUCUUCCUCGUAAGCAGCCAAAUCCUAAAUUCGAUCUUAACAUCUACAAAUUUUAUGACUCCGAUCAGUAAAUUGACCACAUUCAUUAUUUGAACCACCCAAGUUGCUUGUGGUCUGCACAAUCGACGUAAUUAAAUAAGUGACUGAUCGAUCUGCUCCUCCAAGCAUAGAGCGCUAAGAAAAAAUGGCGACCGGCACAGCCAAUCCUGCACUGGAUCCGGAUCUCGACAAACCCGAUAACCCGUCUCACGAAUUCGCUCAGUUCGGAGCAGGCUGCUUCUGGGGAGUGGAGCUGGCUUUUCAACGAGUGGUUGGGGUGGUGAAGACGGAGGUCGGCUACUCUCAGGGUCAUGUGGAUAAUCCCAAUUACAAACUGGUUUGUACCGGCACCACUAACCACGUGGAGGUGGUGCGCGUCCAAUUCGACCCGGAACUUUGCCCAUAUACCAAUCUCCUCUCUCUUUUCUGGUCUCGCCACGAUCCUACAACCCUAAAUCGCCAGGGCGGUGAUGUGGGUGCGCAAUACAGAUCAGGAAUAUACUAUUACAAUGAAACCCAAGCAAAGUUAGCCCAAGAAUCAAAGGAAGCUAAGCAGCUGGAACUUAAAGAUAAGAAGAUUGUGACUGAAAUUCUUCCAGCAAAAAGGUUUUACAGAGCAGAAGAGUAUCAUCAGCAAUAUCUUGAAAAAGGAGGAGGUGAGGGAUUGAAGCAAUCUGCUGAGAAAGGUUGCACUGACCCUAUCAGAUGUUAUGGCUAAUUGGCUAGCUAGACCAGUUCUAGCUUAAUGCUUGCUUGUUAUGCAAACCGGCAGUCGCUUUAUGCAAUGUAAUUCCAGUAAUAAUAUGAAUAAACUGCCUUUCUUAAUUAUUUGCAAAA